This is a messenger RNA of Epinephelus fuscoguttatus (brown-marbled grouper), 2590 nucleotides long. RefSeq names its product solute carrier family 26 member 9-like. The transcript is spliced from 21 exons. Lineage: Eukaryota; Metazoa; Chordata; Actinopteri; Perciformes; Serranidae. The coding region runs from base 107 to 2422 and encodes 771 amino acids. The record is from RefSeq and is a predicted model, not a curated record. Gene Ontology annotation, molecular function: bicarbonate transmembrane transporter activity; chloride transmembrane transporter activity; oxalate transmembrane transporter activity. Gene Ontology annotation, biological process: transmembrane transport. Gene Ontology annotation, cellular component: membrane.
UGAAGGUGUAGAGGGUCUUUGGCGUAGCUUGAUAAGAGAUCAAACAAGUAUGCAAUACACACGUGUGAGCCAAAUGCCUGCAGACGUUGUGCUUCAACACUAAGCCAUGCACCAGGACCACCCACGUUAUGUGAUUGACAGGCCGGCGUAUAACCUCCCAGACUUUGACAGAGAGUUUGACAAGAAGAGUCGACAAUUCCCCGUUGGAGAGAAAGUGAAGAAACUCUUCAGAUGCUCUGCGCUGAGACUGAAGGGCUUGUUAUUCAGACAUCUGCCCGUUCUGAGCUGGCUCCCCAAGUACAAAGUGAAAGAGAACCUGCUGUGUGAUGUCAUCAGCGGGGUCAGCGCCGGCACCAUUCAGGUUCCCCAAGGCAUGGCAUUUGCCCUCCUUGCAAACCUCCCUCCUGUCAACGGUCUCUAUUCCUCUUUCUUCCCUCUCAUCCCAUAUUUCUUCAUGGGCACUGCUCACCAGAUGGUCCCAGGUACGUUUGCUGUCCUCAGCAUUAUGGUGGGAAUCGUGUGUCUUAGGCUGGCACCAGAGUCGGACUUCAGUCAUUUCAAUGCCACUCUUAAUGCCACAGUAGUGGACACAGAUGUGAUGAACGAGGUUCGCCUGGGAAUAUCUGGAACUCUGGCCUGUCUCACUGCAAUCAUACAGAUUGGCCUCGGCUUCAUGCAGUUUGGGUUUGUAGCCAUCUAUCUGUCAGAAUCCUUCGUCAGAGGCUUCAUGACGGCUGCAGGAUUACAGAUCCUCAUCUCAGUGCUCAAAUACAUAUUUGGCAUCAAAGUGCCACCUUACAGUGGUCCGCUGGCCGUUAUAUAUACUCUUGUAGAUAUUAUAGGUGGCCUUCCAGAUACCAACAUAGCGUCGUUAGUGUUUGCUCUGGUAAGCAGCAUAGUUCUGAUGGUGGUGAAGGAGCUGAGUGCACGCUACCGCCACAAGCUGCCCUUCCCCAUUCCCAUGGAGAUCAUUAUCGUGGUGGUGGCCACAGCCAUCUCAGGCCCUCUGCAUCUACCUGAGAUCUAUCACAUGGACAUAGUGGGAGAAAUUCCUUUGGGAUUCCCAGCACCGAUCCUGCCAACAGUGAGUCAGUGGGAAGACAUGUUGAGCACAGCUUUCUCCCUGGCAAUCGUUGGUUAUGUCAUCAACCUGGCUAUGGGCAGGACACUGGCAGCAAAGCACGGCUAUGACGUGGAUCCCAACCAGGAAAUGUUGGCUCUUGGCUGCAGCAAUUUCCUCGGGUCCUUCUUUAAGAUCCACGUGAUCUGCUGCGCCCUGUCUGUGACCCUGGCUGUGGACAAUGCCGGUGGAACAUCACAGUUUGCCAGUUUCUGUGUGAUGCUGGUUGUAAUGGUAACCAUGCUUGCACUUGGAGCCUUCCUAAAACCACUUCCAAAGUCAGUGCUCGGAGCCUUGAUUGCAGUCAACCUGAAGAACACACUCCUCCAGCUCUCUGAUCCCUACUACUUGUGGAAGAAGAGCAAAUUGGACUGUUGUGUGUGGGUUGUGUCAUUCUUGGCCACGUUUUUUCUCAGCUUGCCGUAUGGAGUUGCUAUCGGAGUGGGCUUUUCCAUCCUGGUUGUGAUAUUCAAGACACAGUUUCGUAAUGGUUCGGCAAUGGCUCAGAUCGUGGACACAGAUAUCUACAAAAACCCGAAGGUGUACAGCAAGGUCGUGUCAAUAACAGGUGUGAAAAUAGUGAACUAUUGCUCACCACUCUAUUUUGCAAAUGCUGAAAUAUUUCGACAGAGGGUCAUCAGAAAGACCGGACUGGACCCUGGCAAACUCAUCCUGGCCAAGAGGAAGUUCUUAAAGAAGGAACAGAAGGAAAAAGAGAAGGAGGAAAAGAAGGACAAGGAGACAAGGAGGAGGAAACCCAGCUCUUUGGUUAACAUGAAAGCUCAGACCAUAUCUCAGCUUGAACUGCAAAAUGACUUUGAUAUGAGCGAUGGCAGUGCCAGCAAAGCUGAACCUCCCACCAGCUAUGUCAACUUCCGCUGUAGUGACAUUGAGCUGGGCGAGCAGGCGCCCGACCAAGAGCCGGCCAGUCCCUCUGCUGUCACACUCGAGUCCCAGCCCAUGCCCUUCCACACCCUCAUCCUCGACUUGGCAGGAGUCUGCUUCAUAGACCUCAUGGGUAUCAAAGUGUUGAUAAAGAUGAACUCAAGCUACACAAUGCUGGGCAUUAAACUAUACCUGGCCAAUGUUCAAGCCCAGGUGUAUGAAGAACUGGAGGCCGGAGGAGCUUUUGAUGACGGCAAUAUUGCCCGCAGUAAUCUCUUCCUUUCUGUCCACGAUGCCAUUGUGUUUGCUCAGCAGACCUCUGGAGAGCGGCAAGUCUCCCCGAAGGCAGAGAGAGCGAGACAGGAACUUGCCUUUAACAUUAAUGAGGAGAAAGAUCUGGAGCAGGAAAUGUUUUGAAUCACUGGUUUGCUGCAGUGAAGAUGAGCAGAAGAAACACGCCGAAGAUACUGACAGUUAUCGUCAAUGCCAUUUAUGUAAUUUAUGGAAAUGAAAUUCUGUGCUUGGCUAUGCAUCUCUUCGUUGACUAUCAAUUAUCAAAAUAAAAUGUUUUACUUUGUGCUUCAA